Messenger RNA from Colletotrichum costaricense, 249 nucleotides. RefSeq lists its product as uncharacterized. Lineage: Eukaryota; Fungi; Ascomycota; Sordariomycetes; Glomerellales; Glomerellaceae. The record is from RefSeq and is a predicted model, not a curated record. The transcript is spliced from 2 exons. The coding region runs from base 1 to 249 and encodes 82 amino acids.
AUGGCCGGGUGGGCUGUCUCGGGCUUUCAACAGCAAAGUCCCAAAAGGGGCGACAACAAACUUGUGACAACUGUGGCAGACCGCCAAGCGAUCAGGGACCAGCCAACAGAAAGGGAAAGGAAAGCGCAGAGACCAGCAAAACAGCAAAACAGCGAGCGACAGACUCGACAGACACCGAUCAGUUACAGAGAUUCAGCGCCAACCCGCGGUUGGACCUCUCUACCAAUUUCAACCCAAAACUUGAUAUGA